AUGGAUACCACCCUGACUAUAAGCAAUAGCUCCAGGUUCCAGGUGUCUGAGUUCAUCCUCAUGGGGCUCCCAGGCAUUCACACCUGGCAGCACUGGCUCUCCCUGCCCCUGGCUCUGCUCUACCUCUUAGCUCUCGGUGCCAACAUCCUCAUCUUAAUCACCAUCCAACAUGAGCCUUCCCUGCACCAGCCCAUGUAUCGGCUCCUUGGUAUCUCGGCUAUAGUGGACAUUGGCCUGGCUACCACCAUCAUGCCCAAGAUCCUGGCCAUUCUCUGGUUUGAUGCCAAGGCCAUCAGCCUCCCUGAGUGCUUUGCUCAGAUCUAUGCCAUCCACUCUUUCAUGGGCAUGGAGUCAGGCAUCUUCCUCUGCAUGGCUGUCGAUAGAUAUGUGGCCAUCUGUCACCCCCUUCGGUACCCCUCCAUAGUCACUGAGGCUUUUGUGAUCAAAGCCACACUGUCCAUGGUGCUCAGGAAUGGCCUGCUGACCAUCCCAGUGCCUGUCCUGGCUGCCCAGCGACACUACUGCUCCAGGAAUGAAACUGACCACUGCCUGUGCUCUAACUUGGGGGUCACCAGUCUGGCCUGUGAUGACAUCACUGUGAACAGAUUUUACCAGUUGGCCUUGGCAUGGGUUAUGGUUGGGAGUGACAUGGGUCUGGUGUUUGCUUCCUACGCUUUGAUUAUUUGCUCAGUGCUGAGGCUGAACUCUGCUGAAGCAACAUGGAAGGCCCUGAGCAUCUGCAGCUCCCAUCUCAUCCUCAUUCUCUUUUUCUACACAGCUGUUAUUGUUGUGUCUGUCACCCAGCUGCCAGGAAGAAAAGUCCUCAUCAUCCCUCUCAAGGUGCUACACAGUGUCACGCCCCCAGCCUUUAACCCCAUGGUGUAUGCCCUCUGGACCCAGGAGCUGAGAGUGGGCUUCCAGAAGGUGCUUGGUUUGGGUAACAAUGUGUCCAGGAAGUGA
Molecule: messenger RNA, 960 nt
Organism: Mirounga angustirostris (Northern elephant seal)
Lineage: Eukaryota; Metazoa; Chordata; Mammalia; Carnivora; Phocidae
Product: olfactory receptor 56B34-like
Biological process (GO): G protein-coupled receptor signaling pathway
Cellular component (GO): plasma membrane
Molecular function (GO): olfactory receptor activity
Source: RefSeq, a predicted model, not a curated record